AUGAACCACCGACCUGCCAUUGCUACCGCUACUGCCCCCAUCCUGCAUUCAGCCUCGUCUGUGUUGUCUUCCAAACGCUCAUUUACAACAUCCGUCGUACCAUCAUCAGUCAAGCUGCGUAAUGCAAAGCAAGAUUCUCAAUUUUCGCUUGACGACGACCAAGUUGAACUGGAUGAUCCUGCACCUGAUGAUGACGCUCGUGUUCACCACCUGAAACGACACUCUACACAACAAUCAAUCAACAACAGUAUUAACGAGAGUGGUAUCGUUGCUUCUGGAAGCAGCCGUUCGCUUGGUCGCCACCAUACCACUGGUCAUGCGGGCAGGAAGCAGAAAAAGGCACAGCAAGAAGUAACUAUAUCUGAAGAGUUUGCUAAAGAACUCUCGGCACGGCGUCGAGCAUUCAAGCGACUUUCACGGCGACAGGAAGACGAGAAAGACGAGGACCGGGUCGUUGUGGGCACCCGGGUAGACAAACACCACAAGAACUAUGUGUUGAUGUAUAACAUGUUGACCGGUAUCCGUAUUGCCGUCGGUCGUGUCUGUGCCAAGCGCAACCGUGUCUUGACAGACGAAGAUUUCACUGCUGCACACAAACUCGUUUUCAACGUCAACGGUGAUGAAUUGACGCCGGGCGCCAAGUACGAUUUCAAAUUUAAAGAUUAUGCACCAUGGGCUUUCCGUCAGUUACGUGAACAAUUUGGAAUUGAUCCAGCUGACUACUUGGUAUCGCUGACGAGCAAAUACAUUCUUUCUGAGCUUGGAUCUCCGGGUAAAAGUGGUAGCUUCUUCUACUACUCACGCGACUAUCGUUUCAUUAUCAAGACCAUUCACCAUGCUGAGCACAAAUAUCUGCGCAAGAUCUUAAAAGAUUACCAUUCCCACGUCUUGAACUAUCCCGAUACACUCCUUUGCCGGUACUAUGGUUUACAUCGUGUCAAGCAACCCCGAGGCCGCAAAAUCCAUUUUGUCGUCAUGGGCAACGUGUUUCCACCGAAUAAGGAUAUUCACGAGACGUAUGACCUCAAGGGCUCAAUUAUUGGUCGUUUGCUUCCGGAAGCAGAGAUUAAAAAGUCCAAGAAUGCAGUAAUGAAGGAUUUGAAUUUUGAAAAGAACAAGCAAAAAUUGCAGCUGGGUCCUCAGAAGCGCAAGCUAUUUAUCAGCCAACUUAUGCGCGAUGUAAAGCUGUUGGUGCGUCUGAACAUCAUGGACUACAGCUUGCUCAUUGGUAUCCAUAACAUGGUUCGUGGCAACAAGGAGAAUAUCCGUGACUCGACCCUGCAGCUCUUCCAGCCUGAUACCAAACGUGCAGAACGUCGUGCCUCGAUGUUGAAGCGACGCCAGACAAAAGCCCAAGUUGUCCGCAAGGCCAUCGCACAAACAAAUCCUGAACGUCUUGACUCCUCGGAACUUCCUGAAGAUCCGUUCCAUGAACGCCGUAACUGUGCCUUCUACUCUGAUGAAGGUGGUUUCCAAUCGACCAACGAAAACGAUAACCCUACAAAUGCCCUGUACUAUAUGGGCAUUAUUGAUAUUCUGACACCCUAUGAUUCCAAGAAGAAAUCUGAACAUUUCUUCAAAUCUAUGACGCAAGACAAACACGCCAUUUCUGCUGUUAAGCCAUUAGAGUAUGGUGAGCGAUUUAUGGGUUUCAUGGCCAAGACACUCGAACACAACGACGAUAUCCCGCACGAGUAUAACAUGAGCAGUUCUCGUUAA
This is a messenger RNA of Zychaea mexicana, 1719 nucleotides long. RefSeq lists its product as uncharacterized. The record is from RefSeq and is a predicted model, not a curated record. Lineage: Eukaryota; Fungi; Mucoromycota; Mucoromycetes; Mucorales; Lichtheimiaceae. The coding region runs from base 1 to 1719 and encodes 572 amino acids. Gene Ontology annotation, biological process: phosphatidylinositol metabolic process. Gene Ontology annotation, molecular function: phosphatidylinositol kinase activity. The transcript has 9 exons.